This is a messenger RNA of Salarias fasciatus (jewelled blenny), 817 nucleotides long. RefSeq names its product LLP homolog, long-term synaptic facilitation factor (gene llph). Gene Ontology annotation, molecular function: RNA binding. Lineage: Eukaryota; Metazoa; Chordata; Actinopteri; Blenniiformes; Blenniidae. Gene Ontology annotation, biological process: dendrite extension. The record is from RefSeq and is a predicted model, not a curated record. The transcript is spliced from 3 exons. Bases 100 to 477 code for a protein of 125 amino acids. Gene Ontology annotation, cellular component: nucleolus.
UGCUGCCACAUUUGUAAACACGUGUCCGGUGGUGGACAGUAGGAAAACAGUAAAACAUUCACAGUAAAGACAUUACCGGAGCGAAACAGUCGAGUCAAGAUGGCCAAGAGCCUCCGCAGUAAAUGGAAGAGAAAGAUGCGGGCGGAGAAGAGGAAGAAGAACGCCCCCAAGGAGCUGGCGCGGCUGAAACAGGCUCUGAAUCUGGAUAAGAAGGGCGAAGCGGUGAUGACCGACAUGCAGGAGAUCGCCACAGUGGUGCCGGCGGACAAGCUGAAGCAGGCGGAUGUGGAUAUGGUGGAGGAGGAGGGGGACGAUGGAAAGAUGGACAUGGACAGCAAGCGCCACAAGAAAACGCUUCUGAAUGAACACGGACAGUACCCUGUGUGGAUGAGCCAGCGGCAGGCCAAGAAGCUGAAGGGCAAGCGCAUGGCCAAGAAGAACGGCCAGUCCAAGAAGAAGAAGGGCCUCGCCUGGUGAAUCAGGAAAUCUGCAGACUGGCGUUUGACUCGAACUCGUCUUCUUUCACACUUGAACCUUUUUGAGUUUCUUGGAAUGAUUGAAAAAUUCACUGCUGCUUCUUCUGGGACGAGAAACUGAAGGCGUGGCCGUUUAACGCCUCAGAGGUGGAGGAAACACACACAUGCCUAAGAUCACUUCUUUUCUGGGUCAAUAAAUCUCUGUGCUUCGUUUUCAGCGUUUUUGUAUCUCAGAGCUCUGUGAAGCAAUGAAGUGACGUUUGCUUGAACCGCUUCACAAAUGCAAUGAAACAUAUAUACUGAAAGUUAAUGUGAUUUAAUAAAACUUGUGAUACAAACGA